GUAAAAUAAAAAUAAAACAAAGAGUAUGUACAUCAUAUAUUUAUAGGCGUAGCCUUGUGAUACAAUCCUACUCCUACCGAGUUACGGACUUACCAAAUAUACGACUUCGACCUUAUCUUUUCGUCCAAAAUAAAAACACGGUUUAACGAUUUUAACUUUUGAAUACAGCGAAAGAAAGAUUAUUUACCAAAAAAAAUAAAAAAAAAAAUACAGCGAAAGAUAUCGAGAGGGAAGAAGACAGAAGAGGAACGAACUCAAAAGAAGCAUGGCGACAAGAUCAAUAUUAGCUCGAUUUUCUUCAAAUUUCGCUCUUCGAAUCCGCCACAAUCGCAGGAUUCUCACCUCAAAUUCCAAUUCCUUUUCUUCAUCUACUUCUGCUGCUGUUUCGGAUUCUUCUUCUUCGCCUCAAGAUGACAUUCAUAUUACUGAUAAUUGUGUUCGAAGGAUGAAAGAAUUGCAAGCUAGCGAAAAUGGGAAAAAGAUGCUUCGUCUUAGUGUAGAAGCUGGUGGAUGUUCUGGUUUCCAGUAUGCUUUUGCGCUGGAUGAUAACAAAAACAAUGAUGACAGAAUUUUUGAGAAGGAUGGUGUCAAGUUGGUGAUCGAUAAAAUUUCGUAUGAUUUUGUUAAAGGUUCGAGUAUUGAUUAUGUCGAGGAGCUUAUUCGUUCAGCUUUCCAGGCCAGUCUUCUUUUCUUGAAAAGUUUGGUCGUUGAAAAUCCAAGCGCUGUAGGUGGAUGCAGUUGUAAAAGUUCAUUCAUGGUGAAGCAGUAGUUCAAACUUCAUAUAGUAUACUUACAUAUGGUCAUGGCAAAUUCCGAUUCUUUUUGGCUCAGCUACAAACAUCUGUGGAUCCCUAAUACUGAUAAGCAUACCAUUGGGUUGAAAUUAAUGCCCACUAUCACGAUGUAACUUAGACUAUAAUGCAAGUUGAUGUCGAGGAUUAUUCCCAUUGCUAUUGACUGUUGCUACCUUUUGUAUUUAUAUUCAUGUGAUGGCAAAGCUUUGAUGAAUAUAAACCUCUGAUUUGUAUUAUUUUUUUGGUGAACGUUUUGUAUUGUUUGUAACAUCUCUGAAAUAAGUAAAUUUUAUCUAGUGGUCACACGUUAUUUCUGAAA
Chenopodium quinoa (quinoa) is the source of this 1113-nucleotide messenger RNA. RefSeq names its product iron-sulfur assembly protein IscA-like 2, mitochondrial. Gene Ontology annotation, biological process: iron-sulfur cluster assembly. Lineage: Eukaryota; Viridiplantae; Streptophyta; Magnoliopsida; Caryophyllales; Amaranthaceae. Bases 266 to 769 code for a protein of 167 amino acids. The transcript is spliced from 4 exons. Gene Ontology annotation, molecular function: 2 iron, 2 sulfur cluster binding; iron ion binding; 4 iron, 4 sulfur cluster binding. Gene Ontology annotation, cellular component: mitochondrion. The record is from RefSeq and is a predicted model, not a curated record.